Striga asiatica is the source of this 552-nucleotide messenger RNA. NCBI's taxonomy places the organism in Eukaryota, Viridiplantae, Streptophyta, Magnoliopsida, Lamiales, Orobanchaceae. The record is from the annotation of a GenBank genome assembly.
AUGUUUGACGGCUCAGGUGAUGAGGAGAAAGAGAUUAGAACCAUGGAUGACUUAUUAGUUGGUGUUGGUCUGAGAGAUACCAUGACAGUUCUUGAAGGUCGCAAGGAGGACCGAGAUGAAAUUAAAUUUUAUAUGUUGUUGAGGGGAGAUAAGAGAGAGACAGAGACUCAGGCUUACAGUACUCUCAAUGAGACAAGCAUAACUCCUGUUGAUGCCUCCUCAAAAGAUGGCCAAGUUACUCCCAACUCCAUCUUUGAAAAACCCCGCUUUGUAUCUGGAACAGUGGAAAGAGAUUUGAAGAAUAUAGGAACAUUUAUACCUGGUUUCCAGCUGAUCAAAAGAAGUAGGACCAUAUUUAGGAUACUAAAGAAAUUGCUUGAUAAUAUGUUCUGGGAAUCGCAGUACAAGUUCAUAUCCUACAAAUAUUUGAAGAAGGAGCUCAAUUCGAUCUUUCCCAUCCCAUGGAGUCACAAAAGAGCAAUAAAUAUAUGGGCACUUCCCGAUACUAUGCAGUUACUAAAUGGUCAAAUUUUGCGUGUUUAUAAUGUCUAA